This is a messenger RNA of Fukomys damarensis (Damara mole-rat), 2479 nucleotides long. RefSeq names its product DEP domain containing 7 (gene Depdc7). Bases 71 to 1606 code for a protein of 511 amino acids. The transcript is spliced from 9 exons. Lineage: Eukaryota; Metazoa; Chordata; Mammalia; Rodentia; Bathyergidae. Gene Ontology annotation, biological process: intracellular signal transduction. The record is from RefSeq and is a predicted model, not a curated record.
GGGGGGCGGUGCGGGCUCCCGCUUAGGAGAACGGCGGAGGUGUCGGGUACGCUUCUUUACUGCCAGGGUUAUGGCCACGGUGCGGGAGAAGGCAGCCGGACUGAACCUCUCGGCUCUGCAAGUCCCCUCGCCGAAGCCUCCAGGUUUCAGCAUGGCCCAGAAGCCAUUUGGAGCCACUUAUGUGUGGAGCAGCAUCAUAAGCACUCUCCAGACACAAGUAGAGGUCAAACGGCGAAGGCACCAUUUAAAGCGGCACAACGACUGCUUUGUGGGUUCCGAAGCUGUGGAUGUCAUUUAUUCGCACCUAAUUCAGAAUAAGUACUUCGGGGAUGUCGAUAUUCCUCGGGCCAAAGUGGUGAGGGUGUGUCAGGCACUUAUGGACUACAAAGUAUUCGAAGCGGUUCCAACCAGAGUCUUCGGCAAAGACAGAAAACCUGCUUUUGAAGAUAGUAGUUGCAGCCUGUAUAGAUUCACAACAAUCCCAAACCAAGACUGUCAAGUAGGCAAAGAGAACAAACUAUAUUCACCUUCUGGGUACACAGGUGCACUAUUUCCGUCAUCUGAUAUCAAAUCAGACAGUUUAGAAGAUCUGUGGAAAAAUUUGAGCUUAAAGCCUGCUAAUUCCCCGCGUGUAAAUCUCUCUGCAUCCCUGUCUCCACAAGUUAUUAAUGAAGUAUGGCAAGAAGAAACAAUUGGGCGCCUGCUACAGCUUGUAGACCUUCCACUUCUUGACUCCUUACUCAAACAGAAAGAGGUUGUAUCUAAAGUUCCUCAACCAAAGAGGCAGCCUGACAUGAUCAACAGCAGUAACUAUCUGGAUCGAGGGAUUCUCAGGGCCUACAGUGACUCUCAAGAUGACGAGUGGCUCUCUGCAGCGAUCGACUGCCUGGAGUACCUUCCAGACCCUACAGUGGUGGCCAUAAGCAGAAGCUUUCCCGAGCAGCCGGACAGAACAGACCUGGUGAAGGAGCUUCUGUUUGAUGCCAUUGGCAAGUACUACAGUAGUCGGGAGCCUCUACUGAAUCACUUGUCCGAUGUUCACAAUGGAAUCGCAGAACUCCUGGUAAAUGGGAAGACUGAAAUAGCGUUAGAAGCUACUCAGCUCUUUCUGAAGCUUUUGGAUUCCCAAAACAGAGAAGAAUUUAGACGACUACUGUAUUUCAUGGCUGUUGCAGCACAUCAUUCAGAAUUUAAAUUACAGAAAGAAAGUGACAAUCGAAUGGUUGUGAAAAGGAUAUUUUCAAAAGCUAUUGUUGACAAUAAAAAUUUAUCCAAAGGCAAAACUGAUCUUCUGGUACUCUUUUUGAUGGAUCAUCAAAAAGAUGUUUUUAAGAUUCCUGGAACUCUACAUAAAAUUGUUAGUGUUAAGCUUUUGGCAAUACAGGAAGGAAAAGAUCCAAAUAAAGACACAGGAUAUAUUUACUGCCAGAGAAUCGAUCCAAGUGUCUAUUCCAGCAGUACACUGAAGAAAACCAAAGAUGAACUAUUGAAUUUACUAAAAGCUAUUGAUGAGGAUUCAAAACUAUCUGCCAAAGAGAAGAAGAAAUUGCUACAUCAGUUCUAUAAGUGUCACCCAAAUAUCUAUAUUGAGUAUUUUGGAGACUGAAUUUCUAAUGUCUGUAUAUAAGUUUUGUGUUUUAAGAACAAAUUAUGUAUUCCCAAGAUCCGAUCACAUUUGGAAGUUCUAAAUAUGAGACUGUACUUAAUAAAAAGUUUUUUUAUAACCUUGUUUGACAGAAACUGAGUAGUAGUGAGAUAGUGUAUUGCCAGGAAGUACUAAUCUCUCUUAGGUGAAUUGAUUUGUAGUUAUAGUUUGUAGGGCUCAACCUUAUAGGGAUUUAGAUGAUUUGACUUGUAGUAUUUAUACAGUAAGCUAUUUAACAGUAAGGAGGGCUACCAUUACAUAUUAAUAGGAUUAUGGUUUAUAUUUUUAAGAGGUAGUGCUUGCUUUGGCAGCACAUAUACUAAUACAGAGAAGAUUAACAUGGCCCUUGUGCAAGGAUGCCAUGCAAAUUUGUGAAGCGUUCUAUAUGUUUUUGAGAACUACCUGUUCCACAUAUAUUUUUAGAGCUAUUUCUUAAUUAUACAUGCAAAAUAGGAAUUUAGGCUAUGAUAAAAUGAAUUACCGCAAAUUAUAGACAAGUCAGAAAUCAGACCAUCCUAAUGUUUCUGAAAACUUCAACACACUUCCAAGUUUAUUAUGGGAGAUCUCAAACAUAUACAAAACCUAUGGCUACCCAUCAACCAAUUUCAACAAUUGCCAACUUAUGGGCAAUCUUUCAACUGUCUCUGCCCAUUCGAUGGGUCCACCCCAGGACAUUUCAGAUAUCCUAUCUCUUCAUGUAUAAAAUUUCAGUAUGUGUGACCAAAAGAGGACAUUAAGAACAACUACAGCUGAGAAUGGUGGUGUGUCUGUAAUCUCAGCAUUCAGGAGGCGGAGGCAAAUAGACAGCUGCAAGUUCAAGGCCAGUCUGGGCUA